Molecule: messenger RNA, 2041 nt
Organism: Papaver somniferum (opium poppy)
Lineage: Eukaryota; Viridiplantae; Streptophyta; Magnoliopsida; Ranunculales; Papaveraceae
Product: GTP-binding protein At3g49725, chloroplastic-like
Exons: 14
Coding region: 97-1914 (605 amino acids)
Cellular component (GO): cytoplasm
Molecular function (GO): ribosome binding; GTP binding
Source: RefSeq, a predicted model, not a curated record
CUCGCACGAUCAAAUUUAUUUCAUUCACAAUUUUUACCAAACUGAAUCGGGAUCAAGCUUCUCGACUUCGAGAGAAAAACCCCUAAACCCCAUCAAAUGUUCAGAACCAUUUCUCUGUUACGAAGAGCUCUACCUCAAACCCUUACUGCCUCCUCAUCAUUUUCAUCUCCGAAUCAACAUUUUGUCUCUCAAAUUCACAGAAUUUCAUCAGAUUAUUCACAAUCAAAACCUCCAUCACUCUCAUUUCAUUCAUCUCCAUUAUCUUCUCGACAGAGAAAUGUAAACCCAGAUAAAGAUUGUGGGUAUUCAGACAGCAAAGAAUCUAAAGGUCCGCCCAAACUGUUUGUGGUUCAACCUCGUGUUCGUCCUGAUGCUGUUUUAAAUUCCAAACUUUCUGAAGCUUUGAAUCUUGCUCAGUCGUUAGAGGAACAACAAAGAGAUGGAGAUUUGGGAACUGAAUCCGGUAAUAAAGAAGUUCCUCCUCAUGUUAUUGUCCAAAAUCCAGCUUCUAGAGCUACUAAAAAACACGCAGAUAAGUAUUUUGGACAAGGAACUGUGGAUACAGUGAAGUGCCAUCUUAAUGCAUUGAAGGAUGAUUUGGAUGCGGUGUUUGUAAAUGCAGUUCUUACGGCCGGUCAACAGAGAAAUUUAGAGAGGGCUUGGGGGAUGCCUGUUUUGGAUCGUGUGGGACUUAUUAUAGAGAUAUUUAAUGCUCAUGCCAAUACAAAAGAAGCUAAGCUACAGGCUGAGUUAGCUGCACUAAUGUACAAGAAAACUAGGCUUGUCCGUAUACGUGCUGCUGAUGGACGAUUUACUUUUGGAGCAGGUGGAGAAGCCGAAGUUGUUAGUGCUCGUGGGAGAGGAAGUGGGGGUCAAGGAUUUAUUAGCGGUGCUGGAGAAACUGAGCUCCAGCUUCAACGGCGCAGAAUUCUAGAAAGAAGAAAUCGUUUAUUAACAGAAAUUGAAGAGGUCCGUCGAACUCGGGCUCUGCAACGAGCUUCACGCAAGAGACGUGGAGGUACAGAAGGUCAAGGUCUAGCAACUGUUGCUAUUGUUGGAUACACAAAUGCUGGAAAGUCUACUUUAGUUAGCGCACUUUCUGAGACUGACCUGCUAUUUGCAACAGUGGAUCCUCAAAUAAAGAAUGUAGUUCUUCCAUCAGGGAAGAAAGUGCUACUGAGUGAUACUGUUGGGUUCAUCUCAGAUUUACCUGUGCAGUUAGUGGAGGCUUUUCAUGCAACCCUAGAAGAAGUGACUGAAGCUGAACUCCUAGUGCAUGUAAUAGAUUCUAGUGCCCUUAAUGUGGAAGAUCAGCGGUCAAGUGUAUUGCAAGUGCUACAACAGAUUGGGGUCUCUGAUGCUAAACUUCAAAAUAUGAUUGAAGUUUGGAAUAAAGUGGAUCUCCGAAAAGAGGAAGACAAUAAGGAUAAAUUUGUAGAGGAUGGUGAAAUUGAUGAAGAAGAAUUUGAGGAGGGUGAGCAAGAAUUCAAGGAGUAUGUUGAACUAUCGUCCGAAGAGGCUCUUAAAGAGGAUGACCAAGAAGAUAACCGUGAAGCUGAGCUAUUGGAAGAAAAGAAUACAGUGUCUGUGAACCAAGGAGAUGACGAUUUCUUAGAGGAAUGGGAGACUGGGGGUGAAGAUGAACCAGAAAGUAAUUAUGAAGGUUUGAACAGCAGUAGCAUGGGUGACGAACAAAGUGAGUAUUUGCCUAGCCCAACAAAAAGAGACUCACAUUUGGAGCUUCUGAAUAUUCAGCGGUUAGAAACAUCUGCUGUGAUGGGAGUUGGAUUGCAAGAGUUAUUAAUCGCCAUCGACAAUAGAUUUGAUACCCAAGGAGUGGUUGAAAGCAGGAAUGACGAUUGCUUCAACCGUAAAUGGAGACCUCCUCAGGCAGCUCAUAGCGAUGCAUGCUAGUGAGAUGAAAUGCAAUGAAGAAAACAACAGAGGUGAAUGAAGAAGAACAUGAACUUGAAAUACACAAGGCUGUGGCACAAGCUUGGCAUGGCCGUUCAGGAAAUUCUAAACCCAUCAUAGAAUUCGA